CAAGCUUGAUCUUUAGACGAUCGAGCCCAGCUUCGGUAAACGAGGAGCCUACAGCGUGUACCUGGACUAGCCAGAAUUUUGUACAUUCCUGCAAAAGCUAAGAAGGGGACGAUCCAAUUACCCUCGGAGUACCGUUUUUGCGUUGACUCCCUUCCUUUCGUUCGGUCAACAUAAUUAUGGGUAGAGUCCUAGUCGCAUCCGCCCUUUUCUUUGGCUUGACGUCAUCCUUUGCACAAGCUUGGAUUGCCAGAUCGCCUUGGGGAGCUGUACUCUCCACAAGAAGAACGCCUCGCUGUUCUUGUCGUCUGGGCUCUUCUUCGAAAGAGCUACUUGACACAGACGCAGAAUGUAGCAGCGUCCAAUCGCCAGUGGCUUUGAAUCCGCUGCUGGAUCAGAUCCAGCCUAGCAAAACCGUAGAGAUCUUUUCACUAGUCAAACAAAUGCAAGCCGAAGGUAUCCAAGUCACGAGCUUGUGUGUCGGUGAGCCUGAUUUUCUUCCGUCGCAAGUUGUGCUGGACGCCAUUGUCCAAGCCGUACAAGACGGCGAAACGAAAUACACUGCCGUCACAGGAACCUUAGAGCUCCGUCAAGCCAUUGCCGUGGAUCUCCAGCGACGCAAAAAUGUUUCGUACGACCCACAGUCGGAAAUUGUGGUCGGGAAUGGUGCCAAACAGUGCGUGUAUCAGGGUAUUCUCGCUACGGCCGGUGUGGGGGACACCGUCCUGGUACCCGCCCCCUACUGGCCGUCGUAUCCCGAGAUGGUCCGCUUGGCAGGCGCCACACCGGUGAUUGUGGAAAGUCGUGCCGAAACGGGCUUUUUGCUCACACCCGACGAGCUCCGCACUGCGUUGCAAGCGCACGCGGAGACGGUCAAACUGCUCAUUUUGUGCAAUCCGUCCAAUCCGACGGGUGGAGUCUACAAUGAAUCGCAGUUGCGCGAGCUCGUCGCCGUACUCCGGGACUACCCCCAGGUUGUGGUCUUAGCGGACGAGAUCUACGAGCGCUUGACGUACAGUAGCGGUACGGACGGCGGUUGUCCCUCGUUUGCGGCCCAGCCGGGUAUGUGGGAGCGGACCUUGACGGUAAACGGUUUUAGCAAAGCCUACGCCAUGACGGGCUUACGUUUGGGGUACAUUGCGGCACCGCAAGCGCUCGCCAGGGCUAUUACGACGAUUCAAUCGCAGUUGACGAGUUGCGCCGGAUCCUUGUCCCAAGCUGCCGGUGUGGCGGCGUUGACUCUGGUGUCCGAUGACGAAUUGUCCAGGAACGUGGUGGAAAUGCGAGCCAAACGCGAUUUUGUUCUCGCACAACUCGCGACCAUGCCGGACGUCCAGGUGCAGGUGCCUCCACAGGGCGCCUUUUACGUGUUGCCGGACAUGUCCGCGUACGGCGACGAUGUGCAGUUGUGCCUGGACUUGUUGAGCGAGCAACGGCUGGCGUUGGUUCCGGGAUCAUCCUUUGGUGCCCCGGGGACGGUGCGGAUCAGUUACGCCACAAGUUUGGAAGAAUUGCAAACCGCCAUGGACAAACUACGAGCCUUUUUGGAA
Messenger RNA from Phaeodactylum tricornutum CCAP 1055/1, 1547 nucleotides. RefSeq lists its product with no specific name. Gene Ontology annotation, molecular function: pyridoxal phosphate binding; catalytic activity. Gene Ontology annotation, biological process: biosynthetic process. NCBI's taxonomy places the organism in Eukaryota, Bacillariophyta, Bacillariophyceae, Surirellales, Neidiaceae. The record is from RefSeq and is a predicted model, not a curated record. The annotation marks the transcript as partial. The transcript has a single exon.